AUGCCUCAACAACAACAGCAGCAGCAGUCGUGGACUGCAAGCAUUCUGAGCUUUCCUUUCAUGGUGAUCUUCCAGCUCAUCCAAUGGCUGGCCGACAAAAUGUUGUCUCCGAACCCGCCGCAGCACAGCGCCCGCCUUGGCAGGCCCAAGGUCGCCAUUAUCGGCGCCGGCAUCACGGGCGUGACGGCUGCCGCCCAUUGCGUUGGCCACGGCUGCGAUGUGGUCAUCUUUGAGGCCGGCUCUAAGGAGAACCUCGGAGGGAUAUGGAGUAGAGUCAACAGCACCUCGGGCCUGCAGAUCCACUCCCUCAUGUACCGCUUCCACCCCUCGGUCCGCUGGUCCCAGGGCUACCCGGACAAGCAGCAGAUCCUGAGCCAGGUGCGCCAGCUGUGGAAGCGCUACGACCUCGACGAGAAGACGCGCUUCGGCACCAAGGUCGACAAGGUCUACCAGGACGAGCAGGGGCGCUGGAUCAUCAACAACACGUCGCUGGGGCGGUUCGACGGCAUCGUCGCCGCCAUCGGCACCUGCGGCGACGCCAAGGUGCCGCACAUCCCCGGCAUGGAGAAGUUCAAGGGCACCAUCUGCCACUCGAGCGAGCUGGCUGGAAAGGACGCCGCGGGCAAGAAGAUCGCCGUCAUCGGCGGCGGCGCCAGCGCCGUCGAGGCCCUCGAGUUCGCCGACGCCGAGGGCGCCGCCAAGACGUACGUCCUCGCCCGCUCCGACAAGUGGAUCAUCCCGCGCAACGCCCUCGUCGACAUCCUGCUGUCCUUCAACCUCCUCGGCCGCGAGACGGCCCUCUCGUGGAUCCCCGAGGCGCUCAUCCGCAGGCUCUUCUACCGCGACCUGCAGGGCAUCGCGCCCGGCAAGAAGUCCGGCAGGGGCAUCUUCACCGACACGCCCAUGGUCAACUCGGACGUCAUGGACAAGCUGCGCGCGGGCACGGCCGAGUGGGUCCGGUGCGACGUCGAGGGGUUCGCGGAGCGCGGCGUGGAGGUGAACAGGAGGGCCAGGGGCGUGCCGGCCGGCGGGCCCGGCAAGCACGAGGUCAUCGAGGCGGACCUGGUCGUCAUGGCCACGGGGUACAAGCGGCCGCAGCUGUCGUUCCUGCCGGAGGACUGCUUCGACGAGCCGUACGGCCCGCCCAACUGGUAUCUCCAGACGUUCCCGCCGACGCACCCGUCCGUCUCUGCUAUCAACUGCACCUACGUCUCCGCCAUCGGCACCGUGGGCAACUGGCACAUCGGCAUCUACACGCGCAUCCUGCUCAUGUUCCUUCUCGACCCCCUGACCCGCCCCGCGCCCUUCUGGAUGGAGCGCUGGAUCGACAUGACAAGGCUCCUCAAGGCGUCGUCCCCCACGGGCGCCUUCGACUUCUUCACCUACAUCGAGCUGCUGUGGUGGUUCUGCUUCUGCGUCGCCUUCAACCCCUUCCGCUGGAAGUGGGCCGUCUUUGUCUUCUUCGGCGUCGGCUUCGCCCUGCCCAAGUGGAUCACCGACACCGAGGCUUCCCUGAGGGGGGGUGAGCAGGGUGGGGAGGGGGAGGACUCGAGGAAUGGGGCUGGGAGGGACGUCGGGACUAGUAUCUGA
Molecule: messenger RNA, 1590 nt
Organism: Thyridium curvatum
Lineage: Eukaryota; Fungi; Ascomycota; Sordariomycetes; Thyridiales; Thyridiaceae
Exons: 4
Coding region: 1-1590 (529 amino acids)
Molecular function (GO): oxidoreductase activity
Source: RefSeq, a predicted model, not a curated record